Closterium sp. Yama58-4 is the source of this 2635-nucleotide messenger RNA. The record is from the annotation of a GenBank genome assembly. Lineage: Eukaryota; Viridiplantae; Streptophyta; Zygnematophyceae; Desmidiales; Closteriaceae.
CUACUGGAGCAACAACAUGAUUCCCAAGCCCCUCCCUUCCACUUGGUUCUUUCCUCGACUCAAAGACUUCCUCGUCAGCAAUUGCUCUUUACCCGAGCAGCCUCUCCCCUCCUUCCCGGUCUCCCUCAACCUCUCCAACCUCGACCUGAGCAGCAACAGGUUCACAGGCGCCAUCCCAGGCACUCUGUUUCAGCAGAGCCCUAACCUCGUCAACCUCAAUCUGGCCAACAACGCUCUUGACUCGAGUUUACCUGCAGAAAUCACCACUGCUACCAAGCUGCAAUCCGUCUUCCUCUCGGGCAACCAGCUCAGCGGCCCCCUGCCGGACCUCUCAGCUCUGCCCAGCAUCGUGUCGCUCUCCCUCUUUGACAACUCCCUCUCCUCCGUGCCGCCCGCCCUGCUCACUGAAACCAACAUCACUCUCCAGCUUUUUAACAACGACCUCUGCAAGCCAUUCAAUCCAAACUACAUGCAAGUCUGCUCCCCCCCGACCCCUCUCACCCAGUACACCUCCCCUGCCUUCUGCGACGGCCUCGCCUGCCAGUCCGACCUCUACACCCCUAGCGCAUCGCUCUAUAACGAGUCGCUCUCCUGCGUGUGCGUAUCCCCGUUAAGAGCCGACCUGGAGCUGUUUAUAUCGGAUUUCGUGGUGUACCAUGAGGCGCUGGUGCAGCAGCUGGAGCAGCGGAUCUACUCGGAGCUCACCAGCAAGGCGCAGAUCAACAUCACGAGGACGCAGGUUCUCAUCUCUGCCAUCAGCAGCCCCGCCUCUCUCUACUCGCUCGCCUCCACCUUCGCCUCAGACCACGCCGACCACCAGUCCACACUCAUCAUCACCGUCCUCUUCUUCCCUCCGGGCGGCGACGACAGCUGGUACCCGCGAGACACACCGCAGGCCAUCCGCAACGCGCUCACCUCACGGGACCUUGCCGUGCGCGUUGCUCUCGGCAACUUUGGGCUCUUUCGGGUCGCGGGAUUCUACGGCCCAGCUCGUGAGUAUGCCUACAGCCCCCCAUCAAAGCAGCAGGCCUCGUCUCGGCUGAGCACGGGUGCCAUCAUGGCCAUCUCAGUGUGCUCCCUUGUCUCUUCUCCUUCACCUGCGUGUCCCCUCCCUCCUCCCCUUCCAUAUAUAGCCUACAGCCCCCCAUCAAAGCAGCAGCCCUCCUCUGGGCUGAGCACGGGUGCCAUCGUGGCCAUCUCUGUGUGCUGCGCUGCUGUUGCCAUCGCCCUCAUUGUGGCUCUGCUCAUGCGCCCCUGGGAGAGGCGAGGGUGGAACCGUGCGGACUACGAGGCAUUGGAGGGCAUCACCCUGCAGCAUGCGCGGCGCUACUCGCUGCGACAGCUGGCAGAGGCAACCAACGGCUUUGAUGACUCGCUCGUGCUUGGCACGGGCGGUUACGGCAAGGUAUACCACGGCAUUCUCAACGGCGAGUCGGUGGCGAUAAAGAAAGCGACGGAGAAGCACCGGCAUGCAGGGGUGGAUUUCAAGAACGAGAUUGAGAUGCUGACAGCCGUGUCGCACGGCAACCUGGUGAAGCUCACCGGCUUCUGCGUGGAGAAGGACGAGCAGCUGCUGGUGUUUGAAUUCAUGGAGGGCGGGGCGCUGGAUGCCUGGAUCAAAGGAAAGACGGGGCACACCCUAUCGUGGAAGGAGAGGAUGCGGAUCGCUCUUGGUGCGGCGAGUGCGCUUCACUACCUGCACAAGGAGAUGAGGCCCGGCAUCAUUCACCGCGAUAUCAAGCCCGCCAACAUCCUUCUGACAGCGUCUCUUGAAGCCAAGGUGGCGGACUUUGGCAUUUCCAAGUCGCUGCCUGAAAGGGGCGAGCUGGUGCAGGAGGAGAUCAUCGGCAGCAAGGGCUACAUCGACCCGCACUUUGCGGUGUCAGAGGUGCUGACGGAGCGCAGUGACGUGUUCAGCUUCGGGGUGGUGCUGCUGCAGCUGGCCACGGGGCAGCCGCCCGUCAUUCAGGGAGUGCCGCUCAGCCAGGUCGUGCUGCACCUCGCCUUCGGCCCCCACGGCCUCUCCGCUGCUGUCGACCCCAAACUCUCUGACCUUCUCCAUGCCACUGCUGCUGCUGCCGGGGGACUUAUUCCUACUGCUGCUGCAUCAAAGGGUGCUUCCCAUGGGUUGGUGGAGACGUUCGGCACGUUCCUGCGGGUGGCGCUGUGGUGCACGGCAGAGCACCCCUCGCUUCGUCCCGACAUGGAGCAGGUCGUAUCUGCGCUGCGCAGCAUCAGGGACCACCUCCGGGCGCUACCUGGGGGGGGCACUCCUGUGGGCCCCGCAGGGGCUGUCCCAAGCAGCGCCAGCAGUUACGGUGCUGCUGCUGAUGUGUCGCUUGCCAGUCGUGCCAGCAGUGCAGGAGGCGGUUAUUCUUCUGCCGCCCGGUCUCCUGAGACCGGAUUCACAGGAGGGGCUGCCAGCCUGUCAACUCUUUGGAGUCACAUGCCGGCUUCCAGUGGUCAACCCGAGUCAAACUGGUCACACUUAAAGGUGCCUCAGAAGAAACCAACUGCUUCCAGUGGUCAACCGGGGUCAAACUGGUCAAACUUUGAGGUGGAGCAGGGAGGGGUGGAUGGGUAUGAUGACACUGGCACGCACCAUCAGACGCUCACAGGCCCUCAUGCCCGGUAG